This is a messenger RNA of Onychostoma macrolepis, 3333 nucleotides long. It is a transcript of the gene oprk1, whose product is annotated as opioid receptor, kappa 1. Bases 4 to 1137 code for a protein of 377 amino acids. NCBI's taxonomy places the organism in Eukaryota, Metazoa, Chordata, Actinopteri, Cypriniformes, Cyprinidae. The transcript is spliced from 3 exons. Gene Ontology annotation, cellular component: neuron projection; membrane. Gene Ontology annotation, molecular function: dynorphin receptor activity; neuropeptide binding. Gene Ontology annotation, biological process: neuropeptide signaling pathway; sensory perception of pain; G protein-coupled opioid receptor signaling pathway. The record is from RefSeq and is a predicted model, not a curated record.
ACGAUGGACAGCAACGUGGUGCAGAUUUUUAAGGAGGACAAAUGCCCCUCAUCACACCCCGAGAAGUGUUUACCCAACUUCACAUGGCAAUCUGUUGUCUCGGACAUUUAUAACUAUUCACUGAAUGAAAGCUGGACGAACGAGCAGGAAACUAUGUCUCCUAUUAUUCCGAUCAUCACUGCCGUGUAUUCCGUGGUGUUUGUUGUAGGACUAGUGGGAAACUGCCUGGUGAUGUAUGUCAUUAUCAGAUACACUAAAAUGAAAACCGCCACAAACAUCUACAUCUUCAACCUGGCUGUUGCAGAUGCCUUGGUAACCACCACCAUGCCCUUUCAAAGCACAGAUUAUCUGCUGAACUCCUGGCCGUUUGGAGAGGUGGUGUGUAAGGUGUUCAUCUCCAUCGACUACUAUAACAUGUUUACUAGUAUCUUCACCUUGACCAUGAUGAGUGUGGACCGCUAUGUGGCCGUCUGCCACCCCAUCAAGGCCCUGGACUUCCGGACACCCAUGAAAGCUAAGAUCAUAAACAUCCUCAUCUGGGUGCUGUCCUCGGCUGCUGGAAUCCCUGCAAUGGUUCUUGGGAGCACUCAAACAAACAAUGGCACUACAGAAUGUGCUCUGCAGUUUCCAGACCCGUAUAUCUACUGGGACACAUUGAUGAAGAUCUGCGUCUUCAUCUUUGGCUUUGUGGCUCCUCUCCUCAUCAUCACGGUGUGCUACACGCUCAUGGUCCUGCGUCUCAAGAGCGUACGUCUGCUGUCGGGCUCCCGGGAGAAAGACCGCAACCUGAGACGCAUCACCCGUCUAGUGCUGGUUGUGGUGGCUGUGUUUGUGGUGUGCUGGACGCCCAUACACAUCUUCAUCCUAGUCAAAGCUCUUGCGCCCGGAGUGCCGGAGACCACUGCGGUCAUGGCGGCCUACUUCUUCUGUGUGGCGCUGGGAUACACCAACAGCAGCCUGAACCCCAUCCUGUAUGCGUUCCUUGAUGAGAACUUCAAACGUUGCUUCAGGGACUUCUGCUGUCCAGGUCGGACCCUGAGGGACGGGCAUGGCGUCAGUCGGGUCAGAAGCACUCUUCGUGAGCACACGUGCCCAGCAGAGGCCAAAGGGGACGGGGGGCAAGGUCGACCUGUAUGACUAGCCGUGGAGCUGUCUUCCUUUCAUGGUCGAGAGGACUCAAAUGAUCUGGGACUGACACAGAUCACCACCGCCAUCUGAGGAAGAGAUUGUGCCCUUUACGUUUAGAAAAAUGGGCUAACUAUUGCUAGAGCAAAAGGGGAUCUUUUAGCAAAAUCAUUGUUUUGUUUUGUAUGUCCAUAUUCAGAUUUUUAUAGUACACUACAAAAAUAAAUUACUAUAAAACUUUAAACUUUUAUGUUUAAAGUAAAAACCCAUAUAUGAUAUUUUACUAACUGAUAUCAUGUUAAAACACCAACCUACUGAAAUUUUAAAAUAUGUUUUAUGCUUUUAUAAUAUGUUGACAACCACCAAAAACACAAGUGUUCAUGAGAAAGCCACACGUUGAAUCAAAGCUCAUCACAACCUUUCCACAAGGGGUUAAUAUUAAUAUACAGAAGAUAUACAUUAAUAUUCAUGACUAUAAAAUAAUGCAGUAAAGUCCUAGUGUACAUAACUGAUAAGAAAAAACUAAGAAGAAACAGUUAUUUCAAUCAAAAGCCUUCAAAUGCGAAGUGUCACGCAGGGUAUUCUGGGAAUGGCAAUUUACGUUUUUUCACUACAAAUGAUAGGAUCACUUGUUCUUUUUCACUUCCAAAAACUGUAAAUUUAUUAAUGUCCCAUUAUCACAGUUUUUCCUGGUAUAUAGUAAGGGAAUUACCAUUAACAAAUCACUGGGUUUUUACUGUCUUUUUACAGUCUUUUUCCAUUCAAAUAUGAUCUUUUUUUUUUUUUUUUUAACUACAGUGCAUCACCUCAUUCAAAUCUUUGUUUAUUGCUUUUUUGAAUGUCCAUUGACCAAAGAUGAUGUAUGAUUCAAAUCUGGUCCCUCACAAUCAAACGUCAUGCUUAAAGAUCCUUUUGCGUAAUACGUCCUUUGGGAUAUAUAAUAUAUUAGGCACCAUAUUUUAAUUCUAACUUACAGUUUCGCUUGAGUAGACAUGAUGAAAAAUAGUGUAGCCAAAAACAGCAAACAAAAACACUGUAUGUAUGCAUCUGUUUGUACUGUAAAUACUGUACAUAAACUUGUAUUUUGCAUUGUAAAACAAUCCUGCUAUAUAUAUAUAUAUAUAUAUAUAUAUAUAUAUAUAAAUCCAUGUAUAUUAAUCAGCAGUGUCACAUAAUUAUCACUCAGGAAACUAGUAUAUACCUGUAAUGGUGGAAAAGUGAAAAAAAAAAAAAAAUGUAAUCUACAGCAGUUUGAGCAAAGUGAGUGUAGUGCUUUCAGAACUGCUUACUGUCUAAGUGCUUUAUAUUCUCUGUAUUUGAUUUAGAUCGAAGGAUUACGUCUGAAAAGGAUUAUGAAUGAUUAUGUAUGAAGGAUUAUGUAUCUAAGUUGCCUUAGAGGGAGUCUAAGGAUUUUUAUGUUGUUUUUGGGAAUAGGGCUUUAAAACAACCAACUAAAGGACUGAAUCUACUUAGUCAGGUUGUUCGUGCUUAAUACAGUGUAUUAUCAUUUCUCUAGACCAACAAAAAAGAUGUACAUCUCUAUUGCAUGUUUGACAAUGAAAAUGUGGGAAUCUCUGAGUAACGAUGAAAAGAAAAUACAAAAUAAUUUCUGUGGUAACGUAGAAAACAGUUCAAACGUGCAUCGUUUUUGAUAUUAUUGAUGUAACAGUUGAUUUUUGUAAGUAUUUGUAAUGUUGCCUUUAGGUUGUGAAGGCAAUAUAUAUAUAUUGUCUUGACGUUCGUAAAAAUGUAAUCUUUUACUGUAGUUUUGUUCCUUGGGUGUGUGUGACUAAGAUUCACUCAUCAAAUAUAUAUUAUGAAAUCAUUAGUGCUCUAUUGCCACAACAGUAUUAGGAAUGGCAAAAUUCUUUUGAAAAAUGUAAUGCCCUUUGUGCCUUUGGUUUUUUGUAAAUCAAUAUAUAUAUGACAUUAUUGCAAAUAUUUGGUCAUCUUAGAUGCUUUAUGGUGUUAUAGGACUAUGAAGUGCAGGCAGAGUGAGAGAAGCUUCUGUAAGUUCCACUGUAUUUUCAGUAAUGUGCUUAUACACUAUUAUAUCACGGCGCUUUUUGAAUGUGUUAGCAAGUUUUCUUUCUCAGCUUGUGUUUCAAUAUGUGGAAUUUAAAAAUAAAAAUAAAAUCAUUUGAAAUAAAAUGAAAUGAGCUUUGCUAUGCCAUCAGUUGUACCUUGCUUGUAUAAUAUUACCUGUAU